Molecule: messenger RNA, 2179 nt
Organism: Dreissena polymorpha
Lineage: Eukaryota; Metazoa; Mollusca; Bivalvia; Myida; Dreissenidae
Exons: 4
Coding region: 1-1305 (434 amino acids)
Biological process (GO): DNA integration
Molecular function (GO): nucleic acid binding
Source: RefSeq, a predicted model, not a curated record
AUGUCUGCCCAGUUUCCAGAGUGCAGCAGUCUUCUAAACGAUGUCAUUGAAAUUCAAGAUAUUAUUGGUUCCAUGAAAAGGGAACAACAGGAGCAGAAUGUAACAAUGAGACCUUCUUACGAUGGCAGUCAGAGAAUGGGUCGACCUCGUUUCCAUAUUCCCAAGGAACAGCUGGAGCUUCUACUUGAACUCAGAUUUACUGAUGCUGAUAUUGCUAAUAUGAUUGGUGUUAGCAUUUCAGUCAUCAAACGUCGUUUAAGAGAAUAUGGUCUGGGUCGUCAAAAUCAGUAUACCACUAUAUCCAACGAGGACUUGGACACGCAUGUUCUCAGAUUGACACAUGGCAAUCCACUUCUGGGCCAACGGAAUGUGCAGGGAUUGCUUUCAUCUGAAGGACUGGUGGUGCAGCGCAGCAGAGUUGCAGAAUCCCUAACAAGGGUUGAUGGAGCAGCUGUGGCCAUGAGGUGGAGUAGAACGAUUCAGCGACGAUCAUACAGUGUGCCUGGGCCAAAUGCAUUGUGGCACAUUGAUGGCAACCACAAAUUUAUAAGGUGGGGCAUGGUCAUACAUGGUGGCAUAGAUGGAUUUAGCCGUUUGGUAGUGUUCCUAAGAAUGUCCACCAACAAUCGGGCAGAGACUGUCAUGGACUGCUUUACUGAGGCAACUGCAAAUUAUGGAAUACCUUCUCGUGUCAGAUGUGACCAUGGUGGAGAAAACAAGGAUGUAGCUUUGUUUAUGAACUCUCAUCAUGGUGAGUCAAGGGGAAGCUGCAUUACAGGGAAAUCAGUCCACAAUCAGCGCAUAGAGAGAUUCUGGCGUGACCUCUACACAGGGUGUUCUUUCCGUUUCAAGGACUUGUUUCACAAGCUAGAAGAAGAGGGAGUGUUGGAUUUGAACAGCGGUGUUCACUUGUGGAGUUUGCACUAUAUAUUCUUGCCACGAAUUAACAGAUCUCUGGACCAGUUUGUUCAGGGUUGGAACAACCACAGGCUGAGCAGUGAGCGUGGCAAAACUCCCAAUCAGUUGUUUGUGCAGGGGGUUAUCCAGAAUAGAGGAUCAAACCAAACUGGUGUCAGCGAAAUACUUCAUGAACCAGACAUGACAGAGUACUAUGGUGUUGAUUGGGAUGGUCCAGUUCCACAAGAAGAUGGAGAAGUUGAGGUGUCAGGAUUGCCUUGUCCAGUGAGUAAUGAACGCCUACUUCAGCUGAAGAGAACCAUUGAUCCUCUUGGACACUCAGAAGAUGGCUUCGGAGUUGAUUUGUACAGAAGAACUGUAGAUUUUUGCAACGAGAUAGUAGAAUAGAAAUAAUUAGGAGAGUUAUUAGUUUGUGAAUAUUAGUCCAUGCAUCACAGACUAUUAUUUGAAAUAUGUUUCACUUCCUUUAUCAGCUAAUGUGAACUGUAGUUGUUUUUCAUUGUCAGUUGUGCUUCACACUUUCCCUUAAACACCAUUUUCCCCUUUGCUUGGUUUUACUUUUAUUAUUAUGUCCCCCUUUGAAGAAGAGGGGGUGAAUAUUUUAGCACAUGUCGGUCUGUUUGUCUGUCGGUGGGAUCUGUCCACCAAAUGGUUUCCAGAUGAUAACUCAAGGACGCUUAGGCCUAGAAUCAUGAAUCUUCAUAGGUAUAUAUAUCAUGACUGGCAUAAAACAUGUAUUGAUUUUCAGAUCAAUAGGUCGAAGGUCAAGGUCACAGUGACUCAAAUCAGUAAAAUGGUUUCCGGAUGAUAACUCUAGAAUGCUUAGGCCUAGGAUCAUGAAACUUCAUAGGUACAUUGAUGGUGACUGGCAGCUGAUUCCUAUUUAUUUUCAGGUAACUAGGUCAAAAGUCAAGGUCACAGUGACCUGAAGCAGUGAAAUGGCUUCUAACGCACUCACACAAUGACUACGUACAGCCCUGGGGGGCCUGCGUGUUUUACAAACAGCUUUUGUUGAUACAUGUUAUGUAUUCAAUUAGUGAAUAUGUUUGGUUUGACACAUGAACAUAUUGGGUUAGUAUUAGGUUUGUCAAUCUGUUCGGUUAUGCAUGUACUAUACAUUUAUUAAAUGGAUAAAAAAAACACCUUAAGUACUAAAAACAAGAUUUGAAAUAUAAAAUAUGUUAUUAAGGGCAACAGAUAAGGGGUGAUAUUUGCAUAUAUGCUCAAAUAAAAAGUACAUUUUUUAGUGUAUGUAACUCUA